Cryptomeria japonica (Japanese cedar) is the source of this 1651-nucleotide messenger RNA. Its product is annotated as (R,S)-reticuline 7-O-methyltransferase-like. Gene Ontology annotation, biological process: methylation. Lineage: Eukaryota; Viridiplantae; Streptophyta; Pinopsida; Cupressales; Cupressaceae. The transcript is spliced from 3 exons. The record is from RefSeq and is a predicted model, not a curated record. Gene Ontology annotation, molecular function: S-adenosylmethionine-dependent methyltransferase activity; protein dimerization activity; O-methyltransferase activity. The coding region runs from base 295 to 1464 and encodes 389 amino acids.
UUGUCUUAUCAGAUUUCCUUUUGAUAUCUGCAAAAGACAUGACAGAUAAAGUGUCCUAAUUUUUAUCCUCUCUUAAAUUUUAAAAAAACCGUCAGUGGAUGAAAAAGUGAGAGUCUACUGUCUAGAACACUUAAAAGUCUAAAACGUCAGGCAUGAAUUGAGAGCCUUUUCUUGACUUUCUUCUCCAUUAUAAAACUAAGACUACUCUCUGGCAUACGUUCUAUCCCUAUAGGUGCUCUUAUCCCCAUUUACUCUACCAAUAUCUGAUAUACGCCCUCCCUCACACUGCUUCCCAUGGAUCCUCCUCUUCCUGCUUCUGCAAUUUCAAUUCCCCAGCCUGCCCAUAUUUCUACUAGUGAAGAAGCCCAGUCAGAGACUCGUUUAUCUCAGCUAAAACUCUAUGACAUGAUAUUCGGCCUAUCUAAGCCCAUGGCUCUCAGGGCUGCUGUUUUGCUGAACAUUCCGGACAUAAUUGCUGAGGCUUCAGGCUGUCUUACCCUAGAGGAAAUUGCUGCCCAUAUUUCAGCCUCCACCGAAAGUCCUCCUCACAUAGAAUAUCUGUUUCGUCUUCUGAGAUUUCUAGCCUCCCACCAAGUCUUUACUGAGAUCCCACACCAGGAGGACUUCAAGCAAUCUAGAUAUGGCCUCACAGGCCUAUCCAAAUUGCUUGUUAAGCAAAGAAGUAAAGGAGGUUUGAGCUCUGGUGUGUCCAAGCAAAAUUGUGUUCCACUUUUGUUGGUAUGCACCAACCAUUCUGCCUAUCAGGGAUGGAUGCAUCUACACGAAUCUGUGUUAGAAGGUGGCUGUGCCUUCGAAAAGGCUUUUGGUAUGAGUAUGUGGGAGUACACUGUAAAGAAUCCUGAAGAGAACAAGGCAUUUAACGAGGCCAUGUCCAGUGACACUCGGGCUGUCAUGUCUUCCGUUGUGAAUAUUUACGAGGAGGGAUUUAAGAAGAUAACUUCUUUGGUUGAUGUUGGCGGAGGUGUGGGCUCUGCCUUGUCCAUUAUUGUGGAGAAUUACAAACACAUUAAAGGAAUUAAUUUUGAUCUACCUCAUGUCAUUGCUUCUGCAGUUCCUAUUCCUGGAGUAGAGCACGUGAGCGGUAACAUGUUUGAACAUAUACCACGAGGUGAUGUAAUCUUUUUGAAGUGGAUUUUACAUGAUUGGGAUGAUGAUGAUUGUGUAAGAGUGUUGAAAAGGUACCAUGAAGCUACACCAGAAAAUGGAAAAGUUAUAAUUUUGGAUGCCCUUAUUGUUGAGGGGAAAAAAGAUGAAAAUGAGGAAGAAAAUUUUCUAAGGGGUGUAGGAUUGGCAUUUGAUUUGGAUAUGAUGGUAUUUAACAAUGGUGGAAAGGAGCGAACAGAGAUGGAAUUUAAAAAACUUUUUACCAAAGCAGGUUUCAACAACUACACCAUCUUCAAAUUACCAUCUAUUCAAACCAUUAUUGAAGUUUCUAAAUUCUAAAUUAGAAGAGUUUGAUAUUAUAUAUUAUGAUAGAAAAUGAUUUAGAUUCAUGGUAAGAUAAUUAUUCUAUAAUUAUCUUAUUGGUGAUGUAUUAGAUACAUUUAUAUGGUCCACAUAUUGUUAUACUUAUUAUAUAGAUACACUUCCAUCAUUACAUAAUGGAAUGUCAAAAGAAUCAUUGUUUAUA